AUAAAACAUUUCAAAAUAAUUCUGUACGAAUUUUAAGACUUUUAAGGCUUAAGUGAAAGUGUUUUAGUAAGGGAAAGGUACCCCAAGUCAAGCAAAAUGGAUUCUGAUUUGUAUGACGAGUUUGGCAAUUAUAUUGGACCUGAUUUGGAUAGCGACGACGAUGAUGACCAGACUAUUUAUGGGCAACCCGAUGUGCAUGAUGACCAAGAUGAAGAUGGCAUGGAUGAGGAAGAAGCAGAGCCACAGGAGGAUGAGGACAAGGAAGUAACAGCUGUAGUGUUACACGAAGAUAAAAGAUAUUAUCCAUCGGCUGUGGAGGUGUAUGGGCCGGAUGUAGAGACAAUAGUGCAGGAGGAGGAUGCGCAACCACUGGAUAAACCACUAAUAGAGCCCGUAAAGAAGCUGAAGUUUCAAAUGAAGGAACAGGACCAUCCUGACACUACGUACAACAUGGAAUUCAUGGCUGAUCUAAUGGACACACCAACGCUAAUACGAAAUGUAGCGCUCAUUGGCCAUUUGCAUCAUGGCAAGACCACUUUUGUAGACUGCCUAAUGCGGCAAACACAUCCACAAUUUGAGAAUAUGGAGGAACGCUCACUGCGCUAUACAGACACGCUCUUCACAGAGCAAGAGCGUGGCUGCAGCAUUAAGGCUACACCCGUGACGCUUGUGCUGCAGGAUGUUAAACGCAAGAGCUACUUGCUCAAUGUAUUCGAUACUCCUGGGCAUGUGAAUUUCUCUGAUGAAGCAACAGCUGCUAUGCGCAUGUGCGACGGCGUCGUUCUCUUCAUAGACGCCUCUGAAGGCGUCAUGCUAAAUACGGAGCGCCUGCUUAAGCAUGCUGUGCAGGAGCGCUUGGGUAUAACGCUGUGCAUCAACAAGAUUGAUCGCUUGAUCUUGGAGCUAAAGCUGCCGCCUCAAGAUGCGUACUUCAAGCUAAAGCAUAUAGUGGAGGAGGUUAAUAACCUACUAAGCACCUACGCCAGCGCUGAGGAUAAUAUUGUCGUGUCACCGCUGCUGGGCAACGUUUGUUUUGCAAGUUCGCUCUAUGGCUUUUGCUUUACACUAAAGUCAUUCUCGAAGCUCUAUGCUGAAACCUAUGAGGGCGUUAACUAUAAUGACUUUGCUGCACGCCUUUGGGGCGACAUGUAUUUCAACAGUAAAACACGCAAGUUCAGCAAGAAGCCACCGCAUAGCUCGGCCCAGCGCAGCUUUGUCGAGUUCAUACUGGAGCCCAUGUACAAGCUUAUCGCUCAGGUUGUAGGCGAUGUGGACACCACGCUAAGCGAUACCUUGGCCGAGCUUAGUGUCCGCGUUUCCAAAGAUGAAAUGAAGUCAAAUAUUCGACCACUCUUGCGCACAGUUUGCAGUCGCUUCAUGGGCGAUUGCAGUGGCUUUGUGGACAUGUGCGUGGAGCACAUUAUGUCGCCGCAGGCCAAUGCCAAGCGCAAGGUGGAUCAUAUCUACACGGGCCCCAAGGAGGGUGACAUCUAUCGUGACAUGAUCUCGUGCAAUCAGUAUGGCACACUGAUGGUGCACAGCGCCAAGAUGUAUCCCAACGAUGACUGCACCUUCUUCCAGGUGCUGGCGCGUGUUGUUUCCGGCACGCUGCAUGCUGGACAGGAAGUGCGCGUGUUGGGCGAAAACUAUACGCUGCAGGAUGAGGAGGACUCGCGCAUCUUACAAGUGGGCAGACUCUGGGUCUACGAGGCGCGUUAUAAAGUGGAGCUUAAUCGCGUGCCCUGCGGCAAUUGGGUUUUGAUUGAAGGCAUUGAUCAGUGCAUUGUAAAAACGUCCAGCAUAGUGGACAUCAAUGUGCCCGAGGAUCUCUAUAUAUUCCGACCGCUUAAAUUCAAUACACAGAGCAUCAUUAAAAUUGCUGUGGAGCCUGUGAAUCCCUCAGAGUUGCCCAAAAUGUUGGAUGGACUGCGCAAAGUAAACAAAUCGUAUCCGCUGCUGUCCACGCGUGUGGAAGAAUCCGGCGAGCAUGUGAUCCUGGGCACAGGCGAACUCUAUCUGGACUGCGUUAUGCACGAUCUGCGCAAGAUGUACUCGGAAAUUGAUAUCAAAGUGGCCGAUCCCGUGGUGGCAUUCUGCGAGACUGUAGUGGAGACGAGCAGCUUGAAGUGCUUUGCUGAGACGCCAAACAAGAAGAACAAAAUUACGAUGAUAUCAGAGCCGCUGGAGAAAGGACUGGCAGAGGAUAUUGAGAAUGAAACUGUUUGCAUUAAUUGGAACAAGAAGCGCAUUGGCGAGUUCUUUCAAGUCAACUACGAUUGGGAUUUGCUGGCGGCGCGCUCGAUUUGGGCUUUUGGACCCGACACCACAGGCCCUAAUAUUCUGGUGGAUGAUACGCUGCCCUCGGAGGUGGACAAGAAUUUGCUGAACUCCGUUAAGGAUUCCAUAGUGCAGGGCUUCCAGUGGGGCGCGCGUGAGGGUCCGCUCUGCGAGGAGCCCAUACGCAAUGUCAAGUUUAAGAUUCUGGACGCUGUCAUAGCCAACGAGGCACUGCAUCGGGGUGGCGGACAGAUAAUACCUACGGCACGUCGUGUGGCCUAUUCAGCUUUUCUCAUGGCCACACCGCGACUCAUGGAGCCCUAUCUGUUUGUGGAGGUGCAGGCACCUGCCGAUUGUGUCUCAGCUGUGUACACAGUCCUGGCAAGACGCAGAGGUCAUGUCACACAGGAUGCUCCCGUUUCGGGCUCACCCAUUUAUACGAUCAAAGCUUUUAUACCAGCUAUUGAUUCGUUCGGGUUUGAAACAGAUCUGCGCACGCAUACCCAAGGUCAGGCUUUCUGCUUGUCUGUCUUUCAUCAUUGGCAGAUUGUGCCUGGCGAUCCGCUGGACAAGAGCAUUGUUAUACGGCCGCUGGAGCCACAGCAAGCUUCACAUUUAGCGCGCGAGUUUAUGAUUAAGACGCGACGCCGCAAGGGACUGUCGGAGGAUGUGUCGAUUAACAAGUUCUUUGAUGAUCCUAUGCUGCUGGAGCUGGCGCGGCAGGAUGUGCUGCUGAACUAUCCGCUCUAAGAUUACAAACUAACUGGCUAACAAAUAAAUAUUGU
This is a messenger RNA of Drosophila busckii, 3062 nucleotides long. RefSeq names its product 116 kDa U5 small nuclear ribonucleoprotein component. Gene Ontology annotation, molecular function: GTPase activity; GTP binding; translation elongation factor activity. The record is from RefSeq and is a predicted model, not a curated record. NCBI's taxonomy places the organism in Eukaryota, Metazoa, Arthropoda, Insecta, Diptera, Drosophilidae. Gene Ontology annotation, biological process: mRNA splicing, via spliceosome. The transcript is spliced from 7 exons. Gene Ontology annotation, cellular component: cytosol; U2-type catalytic step 2 spliceosome; U4/U6 x U5 tri-snRNP complex. The coding region runs from base 97 to 3027 and encodes 976 amino acids.